Messenger RNA from Phycomyces blakesleeanus NRRL 1555(-), 2163 nucleotides. RefSeq names its product Zn(2)-C6 fungal-specific transcription factor. Gene Ontology annotation, cellular component: nucleus. Gene Ontology annotation, molecular function: DNA binding; DNA-binding transcription factor activity, RNA polymerase II-specific; zinc ion binding. NCBI's taxonomy places the organism in Eukaryota, Fungi, Mucoromycota, Mucoromycetes, Mucorales, Phycomycetaceae. The transcript has 4 exons. The record is from RefSeq and is a predicted model, not a curated record. Bases 1 to 2163 code for a protein of 720 amino acids. Gene Ontology annotation, biological process: regulation of DNA-templated transcription; DNA-templated transcription.
AUGGACCGUACUCGAGAUAUGCCUCCUUGCGCCCGUCUUAAAGUUGGGCACGCUUGCUACACAUGCAGAACCAAGAAGAUCAAAUGCGAUGGAAUUAAGCCAUGUAUGCAGUGCAAAGCGCGUGGGCGUAUUUGCGUGUUCAGUAAGGACGGCGUAAUCGACGCUGGGUGUGAGGAAAGCGAAGAAGACAAAGACCAUGAAAUGGAAAAUGAGGAUUCAGAUUCCUUUCUUUUUUCAACAACUAUGUCCACUGAACAAGAGCAAAAACAACAAGCGACAAAAAAUUGUGAAACUAUUACUAGCCACGAGAUGGCGUUACGUGCCAAAGUUCUUCAAACGAAAGAUCCAAAUCAUCCAAACUACACGUGUUUUUCCUCCCAAAAUGCAUCUAAAAGCCAAAAUUCCGGCCAUUUAUCUCACAUAGACCUCUUUGGAGAUUUCAUCAAGUGGUCCACCGAACCUCUCCCUCCUUCAAAAUACUGUGGUUCAACUACUAUGCCUCCGGUUGAUAUCCAAUUACGUCUGUUAGAGAUUUUUUUCGCCGAAUGCUGUGAACUAUUGCCAAUACUCCCAAAACAGCAUUUUUACCAACAACUGAACUCCAAGGGCCCAUUAAUCACACCUUUUCUUCUCAACACCUUAUACAUGAGUAGCUGUAGAUUCGCUAAAUGUCUCGGCGAAGGUUACACCCCCGAGCUAUUUUACAACAGAGCCAGGCGACUCUUGGAUGAUUUUAUGGACAUUCCACGAGUCAGUACUGUCAUAGGUCUUGUCUUACUUUCAAUUUAUGAACCCGAACCUUCCUCGAACCAAAGCGCCACUAAUCACUGCCGUGCUUGGAUGUACAGUGGAAUGGCUAAUCGUAUGUGUCUCGAGCUGGGACUCAAUUCAGAGAAGAACGUCGAUGCAGACCUACCAAGCCAAGAGCUCGAAAUGAGACGACGUGUUUUUUGGGGGUGCUUCUGUCUAGACAAAUAUCAAAGUUCCGCAUGGCAAAGACCUUGGAUGAUCUGUGACACAGUCGCACAGGUAUCUAUGCCAAGACGUCUGGAUGAGGAAGAUGAAGACACCGCCAAAUUUAUUCAAGGGCUUGGCGUGAAAAUAGAUCUUACUCGUUUAUGCGAAGCCGGUAUCAAACUCAGGGCAUCCAUUGGGUCAAUGGCGGGCCAAAUAAGUAGUUUAUCUUCAAUCGAAUCUCGGUUAAGAGACCAACGCUCCAAAAUGACCAAUUGGUUAGACACGCUACCUCGAUCUAUGAAAUGGACGGUUCCGCUUAUAGUAAACAAUAGAAUGGCAACAACAGAAGACAUUGACCAACUCAACUUCAAAGGUUCCAUUGUAUCGGAUCUCCACCUAGUGUACAAUAUCAACUUGCUAGACUGUCUGCUUUCCAUGAAAGAAGAUACUUUCAUCCGCUACCAUCGAUUCAUUACUGCAGCACAUCUAACUCAUCUUGCUCGUCAGCUCACUUCACAUCCAGCAAAAGUGAUGAAGUUUGAAAUGGUGGGACAUGCGGCAAUCAUGGCUAUCAAAGUGUACACUUGUUACCUCUACGAUGUUACCGUUGACAUAUCUAGAAAGGCUUGGUUGAUGUACGACCAGUGUAUUGCUGUUCUUUUUGAACUACAAAAAUAUGUAACAAUUCCCAAAUGUACUCAAGUUCUUGAACAUUUCUUGCAUUUCAAGCCAGGAUUUACCCAAGCUACUCAGAAUAUUGUACCCGACACACUUUUUCCUGAUAAUAAUAUUGUAUGGAAUAUCUCUCAAGAAAAUAUUGCUGACUUCUCGCGAGAAUCCCUUCGACAAUCAAGCAGCUGUCAGACGAAUUCGGUUAGAACAUCAGAGUCUAACAAUGAAAACGUGAGACGACCAGUAUCGGAGCCUUGGGGGAUAACCAGUUCAAACGCCCUCCAGAAUACACCAAUCGUUCUAUCUCAACAAAGCUCCCAAGAACAUAUUCCUAUUAAUUCUAUUGGAACGGAAGGGGAAACUCAUGCACUGUUCACUACCAAUGCAACAACACUCCGCACACCGAUUUAUGGGACCCAUUCAGAAAUGUUGAAUAACCAGUUGCCAAUCUCUGUUCCCAACCUUUCAUCUCCGUAUUCACUCACACAAGUGUUAGAUCCUAUAGGAAGUUAUACAAAUUAUUCACCAGUUUAA